UUUGUUGCCAAGUGCCGUUGGUUGGUGCAGCCAUACACUCCGCAGGCAAACCACACAACACACCAACCAACCAAACACACUCUCGCCAUCGUCGUUGAUGGUGCACAGAUUCAUACGGCGAGCGACCAGGAUCCACGCAAACACACUCACACUCACACACACUCACUCAGACACACAACACACACACUAUUUGCUGGGGGCUUGUUUGGUUGCCGUUUAUUUCUUUUUUGAAGACGGAAAUCAGGGUAGGGCGAUAGGCGCAACCACCACCACCACCAUCGAACACCAGCAACGACAUGUCGUCGUUGCGGCCGUUCACCCCAGCUUCACAAUCGAAGCAACGCGGGUUGUACUCUGACCUCACACAACAACCUCAUCGUGCGUCGGCUAAGCAUGCCAUCACCAAGCCCAACACACGCGUUCGCUUGCAAACAACCAAUGCGGCUGUUGGAGCGGCCCAAUUCAAGCCAAAGAACCCUGUGUCUCUAAAGCCGAGACGACCCGCCGCAAACCCUACUUCGGUACCGCGACGGGCAUUUGAGCCCAAGGUUCAAAAGGCGUUUGUGGUGCAGGCAGAGGAAGUACCGCGCAAGAUUGAGGUGGAGCGGCGCAAGCGCUCGUUUGCCGCCAAAGACAUCGAGACCCUGCUGGCAGAACGCUCCCUCACCAACAAGCACUUGCUGCCCACCGGCCCGUUUUCCUCGCUCACGAACUCCAGUGCUGACACCGAGAGCGGGCAGCAGUCUGCUGGGGAAGCCACGCACGAUGUCGCCAUCACCGUCUCCAACACAGAGGACGAAGACGUCAAGGCUGAAGACCAAGUCAAGCACAAACAGCAGCACACACAGCAGCACAAACAGCAGCAGCACCCUGCAGCGGACUCAGCUGACAGUUCAGAUGCUCCCCCAACGUUCAAUCUUCCACUGGAACUGUUUGACGAUGUUGAUUUUGACGAUCGCAACCCCGAGGAGUGGAUGGACCUCGUACAAGACGCUGCAGCCGCCGUCACCAGCGCCCCCGCCAGCAAUAGCAGCAGCAGCAGCGCUGACACAGACAACGCUGACAAUGUACAAGAAGAAACCGCAACAGCAAACGACGCUGACGUUUCCUCCUCACAGCGCGGCGUGCCCGCCAAGACCUUACAUCAGCAGAGCGAUGGGAGUCUUGUGUGGACAUCCUGCCUGGUGCAGAGUUAUGAUAUGGAUGCAGGCUUGUACACAGUUGAGCUGACUAACACAACCAGCAAUGCCGCCGGCGCUGACGGUGAUGGUGAGCCUGUUGUACAGCAGCGGCCGCGGCUUCUCGUACUGUUUGUUGCCGAGAACCCUGAGGUGUUUGCAGACCGCGUUGCAGCUGCAUACAAGCUGCGCCGUGACACAGAGUCGCCCGUUUUCACCCCCCCAAACCUUUACAGCCCCCUUCCUGCUGUUGCCAUGUUUUCAUUUGCUCAUGAUCUCUCACGAUCCUACUUAUCCCCCCUCCCACAUCCCCCUCACCCUCACCACCUCCUCCGCCCCAAAACUCACCACCUCCUCCAUCCUUGCAGGAAAGGAGACGCGACGAAGCAGGCCACGGUCAAGCGCCUGAAGGAGGAAGUGGCGCUGCUGUACGGGCGAUGCAUGAACGAACUUGUCAUGGAGAAGGUGCUACCGCGCCUACGCCUCACGCAGCCCGCCCUCUUUGCCGACAUUGUCAUUCCUCCCCGGCCCCGCGAGCGUGUGCCGGAGCAAGGGCGCGUGGCCGUGCCGCCGUUUGACAUGGACGAGCGGCAGUCUGUGAUUCGCUCGGGCGCAUUCACCAUCAACAAGGCCGUCAAGAACGCGCUGGCCAAGGUGCACUUGGAGGCGGAGAAGGUCACCACGCAGUCACUCUUCAACAUCAACCUCAUGAAGUACAUGGUCCUGGACGAGUUCCAGCUCAUGCAGACGCAGACGUACCAGCACGUGCACGGCUUCCUGAAGAACGUGUGGGUGCCUGCCACCAAGAAUGUCGUCAUCUCCUCGCUGCGCUCCUUCGGCAAGGGCUGGUUCAACCUGCAGGAGACAGACCAGCACGCCUACGACAAGGGCAAGCUCAAGCGCCUCUUCCGCCUCAUCAAGCUGGUCAUGCAGGACGCCCUGCGCACGCUGGUCAAGCAGUCCGUGCGCGGGCUCACCACCGCGCUGCGGCGCUGCUCAGAGCCCGUCAUUCGCCACAAUGCGGACGAGUGGGGCAGCGAGCACCUGUACGACACGCACCUGGCGCCCGACGGCGUCAACCCGCUCUUCCUCAUCACGCUCAACGUGGACGAGGAGCGCCGCGAGUUCACCUUCUCCACGCCCAUGAAGGAGUUCACCCGCACCAUCACGCACAUCUUCGACGAGGGCAUUGCCGCCACCGCCAACAUGCUCGACAUUGAGCCCCUCAUCAUGACACACCUCUUCUGGGUGGGCACACCCACGCUGGAGUCCGUCAACAAGCAGGAGCCCUGGGUGUGCGAGCUGCGCGACAGCGUGACGGAGAACAUCUCGCGCUGCAUUCGCCCGCUGGAGUCGUACCUGCGCAUGUACGAGCGCUACCGCGAGCUGGUUGAUCUGGACGUGGCGUCCUACCUGGAGGAGUUUAUGGCCGACGACCGCGACGCCAACGACGUCAAGAAGGAGUGCGAGAAGCACAUGCGCGCGCGCGAGCGCAUCGGCAAGGAGAUUCCAAACUCGGUGGACAUUGGCAUCUUCCACGUGUCGUGCAUCGAGCUGCGCGGCAAGCUCAUGGCCAAGUGCAAGAAGCUCUCGGACGCGCUGCUGGAGCUGCUGUGCACGAAACUGCGAACGCAGGCGUCGGAGAUCACGGGCCAGUUCAACCGCAUGGCGCAGGUGCUCUUCUCGCGGCCAAACGGCAUCGAGGAGCUCAUGGACCAGCGCGAGUUUAUGAAGACGGUGCCGGAGACGGUCAAGUCCCUGGAAGGAAACAUCAAGCGCACGCUCGCAGAGUGGGACCUCCUGGAAGCCUUCAACGUCAGCCUCUCCGACAGCGACUUUGCCCUGCGCUGGGACGUGUACGGGUGGCCCAAGAAGAUUGCAGAGCAGCUGCACAACACGCGGGAGGUGCUGGACUCGGACCAGGAGCGCUUCAUCGACAACCUCGGCACGGACCAGAAGGAGUUUGCCGAGAACGUGGCCAGCCUGCAGAUGAUUGUGGCCGGCUUUGCGCAGCACCAGGACAUCAAGAAGACGGAGCACGUUGCCGUGGAGGUGCGCAAGAUUGCCAAGGCACUCAAGGAGAGCCAGGAGCUGGCCACCAAGUACAACAACAGGGAGCGGCUGUGCAACCUGCCCGUCACAGACUACGAGCACCUCAACCGCUGCGUCAAAGACUUUGAGCCCUUCAAGAACCUCUGGCUCACCACCGACGAAUGGCUCAAGUCCCACAAGGUGUGGAUGCACGACAACUUCUCUGAGCUUGAUCCCGAGGCGAUGGAGACGCAGAUCAACAGCGCGUCAAAGACCAUCAACAAGUGCCUCAAGGCCUUCAGGGACGUGCCUGGCUGCCUCAAGGUCGCCGAGACGGUGCGCGGAUGGAUUGAGGAGUUCAAGCCAUAUGCACCGCUGAUCCAAGCCCUGCGCAACCCCGGCAUGCGCGAGCGGCACUGGACCAAGCUCUCCGAACACCUUGGCUUUGACGUCAAGCCGAGCGCAGGAUUCACCUUCAAGAAGGUUCUGCAGCUGCAGCUUGACAAGUACAUGGACGUCAUCACAAAGGUUGGCGAGAUUGCGGGCAAGGAGUACGGCAUUGAGCAAGCGCUGGACAAGAUGGAGGCCGAGUGGGCGCCGAUUCAGCUGGAGAUUAUGCCCUACAAGGAGACGGGCACGUGCAUCAUGAAGUCUGCAGAGGAGAGCGCGCAGCUGCUGGAUGACCACAUUGUCAUGACGCAAGCCAUGUCCUUCUCGCCCUACAAGAAGGCGUUUGAGGACCGCAUCGCCACAUGGGAGAACAAGCUGCGUGUCACCCAGGACGUGCUUGAGGAAUGGACGGUGUGCCAGCGCAACUGGCUCUACCUCGAGCCCAUCUUCAGCUCCGAGGACAUCCAGCGGCAGCUGCCCACAGAGUCGAAGCGCUACCAGAAGGUGGACUACAUGUGGCGUCGCUCCAUGGACGCUGCCCAGCGCAACCCAAGCGUCAUCAGCUUCUGCUCUGAUCAGCACCUGCUGGAGACGUUCCGCGAGUGCAACAAGCUGCUGGACCAGGUGCAGAAGGGCCUGAGCGCGUACCUGGAGACGAAGCGGGGCGUGUUCCCGCGCUUCUACUUCCUCGCCGACGAGGAGCUGCUCGAGAUUCUCUCGCAGACCAAGGACCCGACAGCGGUGCAGCCGCACAUGCGCAAGUGCUUCGACAACAUUGCGCGGCUCACCUUCGAGGACGACCUGCGCAUGUCGCGCUUCAACUCGAGCGACGGCGAGAGCGUCGAGUUCAAGGAGGAACUGUACCCCAAGGGCAACGUGGAAGACUGGCUGCUGGAGGUGGAGCGCGUCAUGGUGGUCAGCCUGCGCAGCAUCUUCCACGAGGCCCUCAAGAGCUACGCCGACACGGAGCGCACCCAGUUUGUGCUUGACUGGCCGGGCCAGAUUGUGAUUGCGUGCUGCCAGGCCAUGUGGACGGCGCAGGUGGAGGAGGCCAUCCUGGGCGGGCCCAGCGGCCUGGAGAAGGCAUACGCCAACAUGCAGAAGCAGCUGCUGGACCUCGUGGCCCUCAUCCGCGGCAAGCUCGACCGCAUCAAGCGCAAGGUCAUCUCCGCCCUCAUUGUCAUUGAGGUGCACGCCAAGGACGUCAUGGGCAACAUCAAGAACCUGAGUGUCGGGCGCGUGAGCGACUUUGAGUGGAUCUCGCAGCUGCGCUACUACUGGGAGGAGGACGAGCGUCCGCAGGGCGAGGACCUGCACAUCAAGGCCGUCAACGCCGUUUUCAACUACGGCUACGAGUACCUGGGCAACUCUGGCCGCCUGGUCAUCACCCCGCUCACGGAUCGCUGCUACCUCACCCUGACGGGCGCCCUUGCUCUCGUGUAUGGCGGUGCGCCCGCUGGCCCCGCCGGCACCGGUAAGACGGAGACGACCAAGGAUCUGGCCAAGGCGCUCAGCGUCCAAUGCGUCGUCUUCAACUGCUCCGACCAGCUGGACUACCAGGCCAUGGGCAAGUUCUUCAAGGGCCUCGCCUCCUCCGGCGCCUGGGCGUGCUUCGACGAGUUCAACCGCAUCGACAUUGAGGUGCUCUCUGUCGUGGCACAGCAGGUGUCCACCAUCCAGCAAGCCAUCCGCAACCGCGACAAGCGCUUCUGGUUCGAGGGCGUGGAGCUCUCGCUGCGCUGGACGUGUGCGCCCUUCAUCACCAUGAACCCCGGCUACGCCGGCCGCACCGAGCUGCCAGACAACCUCGCUGCCCUCUUCCGCCCCGUCGCCAUGAUGGUGCCAGACUACGCCAUGAUUGCAGAGAUUAUGCUCUACUCAUUUGGGUUCGACAACGCCAAGUCCCUCGCGCGCAAGAUCACCACCGUCUUCAAGCUGUCCUCGGAGCAGCUGUCUUCCCAGGACCACUACGAUUUCGGCAUGCGUGCUGUCAAGACGGUCAUUAGCGCUGCAGGCAACCUCAAGCGCGCCUUCCCAGACAUGCCUGAGGAUGUGAUUGUGCUGCGCGCCAUCCGCGACGUCAACGUGCCCAAGUUCCUGGUGGACGACCUUGUCCUCUUCAACGGCAUUGUGUCGGAUCUCUUCCCGCAGACGAAGCAGCCCGACGUGGACUACGGCGCGCUGGAAGUCGCCAUCCGCGACACGUGCCGCAAGCACGACCUGCAGCCGGUCGAUGGCUUUGUCACCAAGGUCAUCCAGCUGUACGAGACCACCGUUGUGCGCCACGGCCUCAUGCUUGUUGGGCCCACGGGCUCCGGCAAGACGCGCUGCUACGAGGUGCUGGCCGAUGCGCUAACGUCGCUGCAGGGCGAGCGCGCAGACUCGGGCGCCUUGUACACGCCCGUGCACCCGAACGUGCUCAACCCCAAGUCCAUCACCAUGGGCCAGCUGUACGGCGCUUUCGACGAGAUGACCCACGAGUGGACCGACGGCAUCCUGUCCACGCUGAUUCGCCAGGGCGUCGCGGCAGACGACGACCACAAGCGCUGGUUUGUGUUUGAUGGGCCCGUCGAUGCCAUCUGGAUCGAGAACAUGAACACCGUGCUCGACGACAACAAGAAGCUCUGCCUUGCCUCUGGCGAGAUUAUCGCCCUCACCCCGACCAUGACCAUGAUGUUCGAGGUGGAGGACCUGACCGUCGCCUCCCCGGCCACGGUGUCGCGCUGUGGCAUGGUCUACCUCGAGCCGUCCAUCCUCGGCCUGCAGCCGUUUGUGGAUUCGUGGCUGCAGAGCGCCCUGCCCGAGGACAUCAAGCCGUUCUCGGACCAGCUGCGCUCCCUCUUCUCCACAUACAUGGAGCCUGCCAUCCACGUGGUGCGGCGCCAGACCAAGGAGGUGGUCACCACCGUCGACUCGCAGCUGGCCGUGAGCCUCAUGAAGAUGCUGGACUGCUUCUUCCGGCCCUACGUCCGCAAGGAGGGCUUUGAGAUCCCCGCCAACCGCCUGGACAUGCUGCCCACCAUGAUUGAGCCGUGGUUCAUCUUCUCGCUCAUCUGGUCCGUUGGUGCGUCCUGCGACGAGUCUGGCCGCGCCAUCUUCGACUCCUGGCUGCGCGAGACCAUGGCCAGCGCUGGCGCCAGCAUGCCCUUCCCGGACGACGGUACCGUGUACGACUACCGCCUCAGCAACGACGGCGCAUUCGCUGCGGGCGAGGAGGAAGAGGACGAGGGCGACCACGACGAGGACAGCGACGCCGCUGCUGGCGGCGAUGGUGACUUGCACUGGGUGCUCUGGUCAACAUACCUGCCAGACUUCACCGUCAACCCCAAGGACGAGUUCUCCAGCAUCAUCGUGCCGACGGUGGACACGAUGCGCUACUCGUACCUGGUGGAGAAGCUGGUUGUGGCCUCCAAGCCGCUGCUGGUUGUCGGCCGCACGGGUACGGCCAAGACGCUCACGGUGAGCACGAAGCUGCUGCACUCCAUGCCCUCGCAGUACAUUGCGCACUUUAUUGCCUUCUCCGCGCGGACGUCCGCCAACCAGACACAGGACAUGAUUGAUGCAAAGCUGGACAAGCGCCGCAAGGGCAUCUUCGGCCCGCCGCUCGGCAAGCAGUUUGUGUUCUUUGUUGACGACCUGAACAUGCCCGCCAAGGAGGAGUACGGCGCCCAGCCACCGAUUGAGCUGCUGCGCCAGUGGCAAGACCACGGUGGCUGGUACGACCGCAAGAACAUUGGCGCCUUCCGCAAGCUCGUGGACAUGACGUUUGUGUGCGCCAUGGGCCCGCCCGGCGGCGGCCGCAACCCAAUCACGCAGCGGUUCACGCGCCACUUCAACUUCCUCGCCUUCACGGAGAUGAGCUCGAGCGAGAAGGCAACCAUCUUCGAGCCCAUCCUCGACGCGUACUUGCGGCAGACGGAGGGCCUGGCAGAGAACCUGGCCGCCGAGCUUGUGCGCACCACCAUUGGCGUGUACGACACCAUCACGCGCGAGCUCCUGCCCACGCCGGCCAAGGUGCACUACACGUUCAACCUGCGCGACCUGGCCAAGGUGUUCCAGGGCAUGCUGAUGAACGACGUGGGCACGCUCCGCGAGACGCCAGACGUGAUUCGCCUGUGGACGCACGAGUGCCGGCGCGUGUUUCGCGACCGCCUCAUCAACGACGAGGACCGCGAGUGGUUCAACUCCCUCACCCGCGGGCGCGUCACAGAGACGUUCUCGCUCGAGUGGGGUGACGUCGUUGCACGCGAGCCCGUGCUGUAUGGCGACUUUAUGGACGGCUCUGCGGACAACCGCAAGUACAAGGAGCUGCCUGGCCUGGAGAAGAUCAAGGCUGUCAUGGACGAGGCGCUGGAGGACUACAACAGCUCCACCACGGCGCGCAUGAAGCUGGUGCUGUUCGAGGACGCCAUUGAGCACGCCUGCCGCAUCAGCCGCAUCAUCCGCCAGCCUCUCGGCAACGCGCUGUGCCUCGGCGUGGGCGGCUCCGGGCGCCAGAGCAUGACGCGCCUGGCGGCGUUCAUGGCGGACUUUGAGUGCUUCCAGAUUGAGCUGUCGAAGAACUACGGCCUACCGGAGUGGCGGGAGGACCUGCGCACGGUGCUGAAGAAGGCUGGCCUGCAGGACCAGCAGGUGGUGUUCCUCUUCAGCGACACGCAGAUCAAGGACGAGAGCUUCCUGGAGGACCUGAACAACAUCCUGAACAGCGGCGACGUGCCGGGCAUCUACGACCCGUCGGAGCAGGACGAGAUCUUCACCGCCAUGAAGCCCGUCGUGCAGGCGGCGGGGCAGGCGCCCACUAAGACAAACUUCAUGACUGCGUACUGCAGGCGCGUGCGGCGCAACAUCCACUGCGUGGUGUGCAUGUCGCCGAUUGGCGAGGUGUUCCGCUCGCGGCUGCGCCAGUUCCCGGCGCUCGUCAACUGCUGCACGAUUGACUGGUUCAGCGCGUGGCCAGAGCAGGCGCUGCGCUCUGUGGCGACGUACUUUAUGAACGACCUGCCCGAGCUGCACCACGACGACGCGCUGGUGGACGGCCUGGUCACCGCCUGCGUCAAUGUGCAGCAGUCCGUGCUCAACAAGUCUGCGCAGUUUGAGGCGGAGCUUGGCCGCGUCAACUUUGUCACGCCCACCAGCUACCUGGACCUCUUGGGCAUCUUCUCCAAGAUGCUUGGGCAGAAGCGCAAGUCGCUGCUGGAGAGCAGGAACCGCACGGCGGUUGGCCUGGACAAGCUGCUGGAGACGGCGGACGAAGUGGCGAAGCUGCAGGAGGAGCUGCGGCAGAUGCAGCCCAUGCUCAAAGAGGCCAAGGAGGAGACGGAGGCCACCAUGAAGAAGAUUGCCGAGGACACCAAGAUUGCGGAGGAGACGGCCAAGCAGGUUGGCAAGGAGGAGGCCGAGGCCAACGCAAAGGCGCAGGAGACGCAGGAGAUUGCGGACGACGCGCAGCGCGACCUGAACGAGGCGCUGCCGGCCCUGGACGCGGCCGUGGCCAGCCUCAAGUCGCUCAACAAGAACGACAUCACGGAGGUCAAGGCCAUGCAGAAGCCGCCAGCCGGCGUGCGGCUGGUGAUGGAGGCCGUGUGCAUCAUGUUUGGCGUGAAGCCGAAGAAGGUUGCCGGCACCAAGGUGGGCGAGAAGGUGGACGACUACUGGUCGGCAAGCCUGCCGCUGCUGCAAAACCCGCAGAAGUUCCUGGAUUCGCUGUUCAACUUUGACAAGGACAACAUCCCGGAGAAGAUUAUCGCGCGCAUCGAGCCGUACAUGACCAACGAGAACUUCACGCCGCAGGCCGUGGAGAAAUCGUCGCGCGCGUGCACGUCCAUCUGCAAGUGGGUGCGCGCCAUGCACAAGUACCACCACGUGGCGAAGAACGUGGAGCCGAAGCGGCAGCGCCUGGCGCAGGCCAAGGAGGAGCUGGCCAUCACCAUGGCGCAGCUGGACAACGCCAAGGCGCGCCUCAAGGAGGUGAACGACCGCAUUGCGGAGAUGCAGGCCAAGUACGAGGCCAUGGUGACGAAGAAGCAGCAGCUGGAGGACAAGGCGGAGGAGUGCUCGCUCAAGCUGCAGCGCGCGGAGAAGCUCAUCUCGCUCCUGGGCGACGAGAAGGUGCGCUGGAAGGAGUCUGUGGAGCGCAGCGACAAGCUGGUCGUCAACGUGGUGGGCGACGUCGUCGUGUCUGCGGGCACGGUUGCCUACCUGGGCCCAUUUACGAGCGAGUACCGCAGCGCGCUGACGGCGCAGUGGCGCGAAGACCUUGCCGCCCUGAACGUGCCGCACACUGAGGGCGCGGACCUCGUGUCGACGCUGAGCGACCCCUUGGAGCUGCGUGACUGGCAGAUCCACGGGCUGCCCAACGACGCCAUGUCCACGGAGAACGCGUGCGUGGUGAAGUUCUCGCAGCGCUGGCCGCUGUUCAUCGACCCGCAGGCGCAGGCGAACAAGUGGAUCAAGGAGAUGGAGGCGGAGAAGCUGGUGACCAUGAAGCUGACAGACCGCGACUUUUUGCGCAGCCUCGAGAACGCGGUUCGCUUCGGCAACCCGUGUCUGCUGGAGAACGUUGGGGAGGAGCUUGACCCUGCGCUGGAGCCCAUCCUGCUGCGCCAGACGUUUAAGCAGGCCGGCAGCCUGGUGAUCAAGCUGGGCGACUCCACCAUCCCGUACCACGACGACUUCAAGUUCUACAUCACCACGAAGCUGCCCAACCCGGUGUACACGCCCGAGGUGUCGACAAAGGUGACCAUCAUCAACUUCACGCUCUCGCCGAGCGGGCUUGAGGACCAGAUGCUUGGCCUUGUUGUGGCCAAGGAGCGCCCGGACUUGGAGGAGGCGAAGAAUGCGCUCAUCAUCCAGAACGCCAAGAUGAAGCAGGAGCUGGCUGAGAUUGAGAGCCGCAUUCUGAAGAUGCUGAGCGAGUCCAAGGGGUCGCCCGUGGACGACGAGGAGCUGAUCAACACGCUGGACGCGUCCAAGGCCAAGUCGCAGGAGAUCACGGCCAAGGUGCAGGUGGCGGAGGAGACGGAGCGCGACAUUGACGAGACGAGAAGCAAGUACGUGCCCGUCGCCGUGCGCACGCAGAUUCUGUUCUUCUGCACGACGGACCUUGCGCACGUGGACCCGAUGUACCAGUACUCGCUGGAGUGGUUCCGCAACCUCUUCCUGGCGGGCAUUGAGAAGUCGGAGCCCGCAGACGAGCUGGACCAGCGCAUCGAGAACAUCAACAACUUCUUCACCUUCAGCCUGUACCGCAACGUAUGCCGGUCGCUGUUUGAGAAGCACAAGCUGCUGUUCUCGUUCCUGCUGUGCGCGCGCAUCCUGAUGAACGAGGACCGCAUUGACAUGGCCGAGUGGCGGUUCCUCAUCAGCGGGAGCUCCAUUGUCCCCGACGAGAUGGAGAACCCGGCCCCGUCCUGGCUCAACGAGCGCGCCUGGAAGGAGCUGCGCCAGCUAUCCGACCUGCCGCGCUUUGCGGGCCUGUGCACGGAGUUUGCCGAGCUGGAGGACGGCUUCAAGCGCAUCUUCGACAGCCUCGAGCCGCACCGCGAGCCCCUGCCCGGGCGCUGGCAGGACGAGCUGGACGACUUCCAGAAGAUUCUGGUCAUUCGCUGCCUGCGCCUGGACAAGGUGUCGCCCAUGAUGCAAGAUUUUGUUGCGCGCCACCUCGGGCAGCGCUUCAUUGAGCCGCAGACAACCAACCUGUCCAUGGUGUUCCCGGACUCGUCUGCGACGGUGCCGCUCGUGUUUGUGCUCUCACGCGGCACGGACCCUGCGGCCGACCUGUACAAGUUUGCGGAGGAGAUGAAGUUUACGAAGAAGCUUGCGUCCAUCUCGCUCGGGCAGGGCCAGGGCCCGCGGGCGGAGGCCAUGUUCAAGGCGGCGACGGAGCGCGGCACGUGGGUGUUCUUCCAGAACUGCCAUCUUGCGCCAAGCUGGAUGCCGACGCUGGAGCGGCUGGUGGAGAACAUUGACCCGGCCAAGGUGCACCGCGACUUUAGGCUCUGGCUGACCAGCAUCCCCAGCCCCAAGUUCCCCGUGUCGGUGCUGCAGAACUCGUCCAAGAUGACGGUUGAGCCGCCGCGCGGGAUCAAGGCGAACCUGAUGGAGGCCUUUGACGCGUUUGACGACGACUACCUCACCAACUCCAACAAGCCGGAAUCGUACCGCCGGCUGCUGUUUGCGUUGUGCCUGUUCCACGGCGUGCUACUUGAGCGGCGCAAGUUUGGCUCGCUCGGCUUCAACAUCCGCUACCCGUACAACAAGAGCGACCUGGCCAUCUGCCUGACGCAGCUGCGCAUGUUCCUGGACGACUACGACACGCCGCCGUACAAGGUGCUGACGUACACGGCUGGGCAGAUCAACUAUGGCGGGCGCGUCACGGACGACUGGGACCGCCGCUGCCAGAUGACGAUUCUGCAGGACUUUUACAACGAGAGCGUGCUUGACCCAGACCACGCGUUCUCGCCGUCUGGCGUGUACAAGCAGACGGACGCGGUGGAUUACGAGGACUUCCUCACGCACAUUGCGUCGCUGCCCAUCAACGACAGCCCGGAGAUUUUUGGUCUGCACGACAACGCCAACAUCAGCUUUGCCAACAACGAGACGACCGAGUUGCUUGCAGGCAUUCUUGCGACGAGUGGCGGCGGCAAAGGGGGCAAGGGUGCUGGCGAUCGGGAGAAGGUCAUCACGGAAGUUGCAGAGAGCAUCCUCAAGCGCUGUCCAAAGCCCAUGGAUGUGGAGCACGUGCAAACCAAGCACCCUGUUCGCUACGAGGAGUCCAUGAACACCGUCCUCAUCCAGGAGGUGAUUCGGUUUAACCGGCUGCUGUCUGUGAUGCACUCGUCCCUGCACGAUGUGCUCAAGGCCCUGAAGGGACUUGUGGUCAUGAGCGAGGAGCUGGAGCUGCUGUCCAACAGCUUGUUCAACAACAUUGUCCCGGACAUGUGGUCCGCCAAGGCCUAUCCUUCGCUCAAGCCGCUUGCGUCAUGGGUGGAGGACUUGCUGCGGCGCGUCGAGUUUAUUCAGCACUGGAUCGACAACGGUAUUCCCGUGACGUUCUGGAUUUCCGGAUUCUACUUCCCACAGGCGUUCUUGACCGGCACGCUUCAGAACUAUGCUCGCAAGCACGUCGUCAGCAUUGACUCUCUCUCCUUUGACUUUGAGGUUCUUCGCAUUUCCCACGAAGACAUUGUCACCAAGCCCGAGGAUGGCUGCUACAUCUACGGCCUGUUCCUUGAGGGCGCCCGGUGGGAUGCCGAGGAGCACCUGCUGGCCGAGUCGCGACCAAAGGAGUUGUACACGAGCAUGGCGCCCAUCUGGCUCAAGCCCGUGCCAGACCGCGCGGUGCCAGAGUCUGGCAUGUACGUGUGUCCGUGCUACAAGACACUGCAACGCGCAGGCACGCUGUCGACGACCGGGCACUCGACCAACUUUGUGCUGCCGCUGGAGAUUCCAUCCGACAAGCCACAGCGGCACUGGAUCAAGCGGGGCGUUGCGUUAAUAUGCGCCCUCGACUACUGAGCCAUCGCACGUGCUCAUUCGUGCUCUGUGAUUGUGUGUAUGUGUGUGUAUGUGUGUGUGUGUGUGCGCGAAACUCUGCGGCGCGCGUUCGUGCUUGUGAAACUCGGCAGUGUGUGUGUGUGUGUGUUUGGCCUUGUUGCAGUUGUUUGUUUGUUGUGUUUGACGUUGCUUUUUCGUGUACAUCUCCUGCUCUGCCUUCGUUGCGUUGCUCUGUUUGUUUGAUGGGUCAUCACUUGCCCUUGUCAUGGCUGAGUUUGUUGCUUUGGUGUCACGUUCAUGGUGUGUUGUCUGUGUAUGGACUGAGAAACUGAAGUACAACGAACCCAACUUGCAGCAAAGGAA
This is a messenger RNA of Salpingoeca rosetta, 13457 nucleotides long. Its product is annotated as dynein. The transcript has 10 exons. Bases 297 to 13115 code for a protein of 4272 amino acids. Gene Ontology annotation, biological process: microtubule-based movement. Lineage: Eukaryota; Choanoflagellata; Craspedida; Salpingoecidae. Gene Ontology annotation, molecular function: dynein intermediate chain binding; minus-end-directed microtubule motor activity; dynein light intermediate chain binding. The record is from RefSeq and is a predicted model, not a curated record. Gene Ontology annotation, cellular component: dynein complex.